Messenger RNA from Triplophysa dalaica, 1640 nucleotides. RefSeq names its product aldolase C, fructose-bisphosphate, a (gene aldoca). The record is from RefSeq and is a predicted model, not a curated record. Lineage: Eukaryota; Metazoa; Chordata; Actinopteri; Cypriniformes; Nemacheilidae. Gene Ontology annotation, cellular component: cytosol. Gene Ontology annotation, biological process: glycolytic process; fructose 1,6-bisphosphate metabolic process. Gene Ontology annotation, molecular function: fructose-bisphosphate aldolase activity. Bases 105 to 1199 code for a protein of 364 amino acids. The transcript is spliced from 9 exons.
CAGUACUGUAAAAGAAUCAGUCACGUCUCUCCUCGUCUGUAGGAGAAAGCCCUUCAGUCUGAGAUCUUCAGUCUGCUCUGACUUAGUUGUGUAAGAUUUUCAGGAUGACCCACAACUUUCCAUCCCUGACCACUGAGCAAAAGAAGGAGCUUCAUGAGAUCGCUCUGCGCAUUGUGUCUCCGGGAAAAGGAAUCCUAGCGGCGGAUGAAUCUAUAGGCAGUAUGGGGAAGCGUUUGAACCAGAUAGGGGUGGAGAACACAGAGGAGAACCGGCGCCUCUACCGCCAAGUGCUCUUCACUGCUGAUGAUCGCAUUGACAACUGUAUCGGUGGAGUUAUCUUCUUCCACGAAACGCUCUACCAGAACUCAGAUGAUGGCAUCCCAUUUGUUAAGAUGAUAAAGGACAAGGGCAUGACUGUAGGAAUCAAGGUCGACAAAGGUGUGGUGCCCUUGUCAGGGACAAAUGGAGAGACCACUACACAAGGUCUGGAUGGGCUAUCAGAACGCUGUGCUCAGUAUAAAAAGGAUGGAGCUGACUUUGCAAAGUGGCGCUGUGUUAUGAAAAUCAGUGAUGCUACCCCGUCCGACCUGUGUGUUACAGAAAAUGCAAAGGUUCUCGCCCGCUAUGCCAGUAUCUGUCAGCAGCACGGCAUUGUACCCAUAGUGGAACCAGAGAUCCUGCCCGACGGAGACCAUGAUUUGAAAUGCUGCCAGUUUGUCACAGAGAGGGUGCUGGCAGCAUUGUACAAAGCCAUGUUCGAUCAUCAUGUGUAUCUGGAAGGCACACUACUCAAGCCCAACAUGGUGACCCCUGGACAUGGUUGCCCAACCAAAUACAGUGCGGAAGAGGUUGCCAUAGCAACAGUCACAGCUCUGCGCCGUACUGUCCCACCUGCAGUCACAGGAGUGACGUUACUCUCAGGCGGUCAAAGCGAAGAAGAGGCUUCCAUCAAUCUUAAUGCAAUCAAUAACUGCCCUCUGGUGAAGCCCUGGGCUCUCACCUUCUCGUUCGGCCGAGCUCUCCAGGCCUCGGCUCUGAAGACCUGGAGGGGACAGCGUGAAAACGAGAGAGCUGCAACUGAGGAGUUCAUCAAACGCGCAGAGAUCAACAGUCUGGCAGCCCAAGGGAAGUACACGUUUGGUGGGGAUAGCAGUGGUGCCACUGGUCUAUCCCAUUACCUGUCCAGCCAUGCAUAUUGAAAUGCUAUUGAUUUACAUACUUCAGCAUUAGCUGAACUCCACUGCCACUGCCAUAAAAACUAAAGUAGAUCGAUUAUAUUAACUCAUAAAUGUGAUGCUAAUAUAAAACUAAUAUAAAAUGUGUUCUUCGUGAAACUCAAUGAAGUGAUUGUUGAGUAUGUAUGAAUAGCUCUUACAGGUGAGUCUCAAGUGACGGAAUAUUGAUCCUUAUUACUUAUCGUCAACAUUAAUAAGGGUUUUCUGUUCAAUAGAUUUUAGAGGAUUUCGUUUCUUAGUUCAUAAGAUUUAUCUUGUGCUACGUGUCUGUAUUUCAUCUUUUCAGCAUUGAGAAUGUUCUGAUGACAAUAACAGCAUGAAGUUUGUUUUGGAGAUUUUGUAUGUUUGUCUUGAAUGUAUGAGCAAAGUGAACCGAAAAUGCUGCAAUAAAUCGUGAAAGCAUAA